CCACGCUAUAUAUAACAACUACAAUAACAGAGCAAACUUAUCAACAGAAACAAUAACAAGUGCGGCGGGAGCGGCUGUGGCUCAGGCUCAGCCUCUCCGUCUCCGAGCUUAUAUCAACUCGGCCCUGCCUUCUCCCCAUCCCAUCUCCACCCAUCAACUUCACCACAAUGUCCUCUUCCCCGAAUCCCAAUCCAGCGGCCUCCGCAAUGUCCUCCCAUCUCUACUCCAUCUACGGCAAGCUCUCGAACCAGCCCUCGUCUUACGACCGCAAGGGCCGCUACCGCUUCGGCCGUGUGCUCGGCGCGGGAACUUAUGGUAUAGUCAAGGCCGCGACCGUGAUUGAGACUGGCGAGAACGUGGCGGUCAAGGUGAUUUUGAAGAAAAAGGUGCAGGGCCAUGAGAGCAUGGUGCAGGAAGAGCUCGAUCUUCUGCGCCGUCUUAAGCAUCCGCACAUUGUCGGUUUCAGAGAUUGGUUCGAGUCGAAGGACAAGUACUAUAUCGUCACACAAUUAGCGACCGGCGGUGAGCUGUUUGAUCGUAUCGUCGAGCGCGGAAAGUACACUGAGAAAGACGCGGUACAGACUAUAAAGGAAGUACUCGAGGCCGUUGAUUAUCUCCACGACCUGAACAUUGUCCACCGAGACCUCAAACCCGAGAACCUGCUCUACCUGACCCCCGACGCCGACUCGCAGCUCGUUCUGGCCGAUUUCGGCAUCGCCAAAGUGCUUAAAUCAGAAGGCGAGGCGCUGACGACGAUGGCGGGUUCGUUCGGGUACGCUGCGCCCGAGAUCCUACUCCGCAUCGGCCACGGCAAGCCUUGCGACAUCUGGUCGCUCGGAGUGAUCACCUACACGAUUCUCUGCGGCUAUCUACCCUUCCGGAGCGAGAACGUGCAGGAGUACAUUUUGGAAGUGCGCGAGAACGGCGUGAUUUUCCACGACAAGUAUUGGAGCGACAUCUCGAGCGACGCGAAGGAUUUCAUCCGCGGGAUGUUGCAGGUCGAUCCUUUGAAGCGCAGGACAUCGCGCGAGCUGUUGAAGCAUAAGUGGAUCGUCGGCGAUACUGCGACUACCACCGAUCUGUUGCCAAACAUCCGCGAGGGAUUCAACGCGCGGUCAAAGUUGCUGCAGGCGAUCGAGGCCGUGCGGUUGGCCAACAAGAUCAAAGCGCUGGGCUUCGACGACGACGACGAAGACGCGUUCCCGUCGUCUGGUGUGCCGAGUGUUUUCGCGACCGAGCACUCGGACGACUCGUCAGCUGCAGGUAAGAGCGAUUUUGCGAGUGGUGGGGGUAGCAACACGCUUGGCCUGCCGCAGUCUAGUUCGCGGAGAAGCUCGUUUGGAUCAAAGGGGAAUGCGACGAUGGUGUUUCAGGAAGUGGUCAGGUCGGUGUCGCGGAUUAAGAGUGCGUCGAAUCUGAAGGCGGAGGCGGAGGCGGAGGCUGAUGCAAAGAAGCAGUAGCUGUAGUUCUGAUUAUGAGUCUAUUUUCGAGUAACUUCUGUAUAACAUUGGUUUAGAUGUUUAGUAAAUGUAAUUAGAUAAGUUAGUAAUAGUAAAGGUCAAUCGUUUGCAAACUAAG
Myxozyma melibiosi is the source of this 1578-nucleotide messenger RNA. RefSeq names its product calcium/calmodulin-dependent protein kinase. The record is from RefSeq and is a predicted model, not a curated record. Lineage: Eukaryota; Fungi; Ascomycota; Lipomycetes; Lipomycetales; Lipomycetaceae. Bases 168 to 1460 code for a protein of 430 amino acids. The transcript has 5 exons. Gene Ontology annotation, biological process: cellular response to oxidative stress; protein phosphorylation. Gene Ontology annotation, molecular function: calcium/calmodulin-dependent protein kinase activity; ATP binding.